Messenger RNA from Tyto alba (common barn owl), 3098 nucleotides. It is a transcript of the gene FDX1, whose product is annotated as ferredoxin 1. The record is from RefSeq and is a predicted model, not a curated record. Bases 133 to 663 code for a protein of 176 amino acids. The transcript has 4 exons. Gene Ontology annotation, cellular component: mitochondrion. Gene Ontology annotation, molecular function: 2 iron, 2 sulfur cluster binding. Gene Ontology annotation, biological process: positive regulation of oxidoreductase activity; P450-containing electron transport chain. Lineage: Eukaryota; Metazoa; Chordata; Aves; Strigiformes; Tytonidae.
UGCGCUACGCAGGCGAGUGCGAGAAUCGCCGUAGCUGGCGCCGGAGGCGUAAGGGGUGGGACUCUGCCCCCGCCCCGCCCGCGGUGCCGGCGCGGAGGUUCCGCGCUCCCGUGCCGUCCCGCCGCCGUCGCCAUGGCUGCCCCGGGGCCGGCCCGCCUCCUCCGCGCCGCCGCUGCUUCCUCCCGCCGCUGGCUCUUCUCCGCCUCGCCGGCAGGCGGGACGAGGCCGGGCUGCGGCAGCGCUGCCGUGAGGGCAGCCCGGCUGUUCAGCCUUUCUGCCCGGGCGGUCCUCAGCUCAGAAGAUAAAAUAACUGUUCAUUUCAUAAAUCGUGAUGGUGACAAACUAACAGCCAAAGGAAAACCUGGGGAUUCACUGCUGGAUGUUGUUGUUGAUAAUAAUUUAGACAUAGAUGGUUUUGGUGCAUGUGAAGGAACGCUAGCCUGUUCGACUUGUCAUUUAAUCUUUGAAGACCACAUAUUUGAGAAACUAGAUGCAAUUACUGAUGAAGAGAUGGACAUGCUGGACCUGGCAUAUGGCCUUACAGAAACAUCACGUUUAGGCUGCCAAAUCUGCUUGAAGAAAUUGAUGGAUAAUAUGACUGUUCGAGUACCAGAAUCUGUUGCCGAUGCUAGACAAUCAGUAGAUAUGAGUAAAAACUCCUAAAAGAAAAUAUGAUAGGGGUUUCAAAGAAGUUUAAUUAUUUUUAUAACUUAUUUUUAAAUGUGUAAUUAAAUAUGGAAACUUACAUAAUUGUGAGUUAUUUUAUAUGACUAUCAAUAUUAGAUUAAUGCUAUUUUAAUUUUCUUUAUAGAACCUCCUAUAUUUUUACGCUUAAAAUGCAAUAAUACUUCUUACAAGUGAUCAUUGGAUGAUAAAACGUUAGCAAGUGUAUUACAGAUUUCAUAUAACAUUAUUCUGCCAAAACCUUUAAUGAUACUUCAGAACUGGAUCACUUCUACAAGACUUCAUCUAAAAACCCCUGGGCAUUUCUAGGUUUUGGACCUGGAUAUAUGAGAACAAAAUUUGUCAGACUGCAUGGGCUCUUUUGAACGUGUCAUCAUUAAAGAUGGUAUGCUCACAGCUAAUUCACGUUCUCAGUAAAUAUGAUGUUUCCUCAGCAAACAGUGGAUUUUCAGGGUAGGGAUUUUCCAAACUUUGGAAUCUUAAUGAGAUGUGCCAAAUUUUGUCUUGCAAAAAUACUGUUGAAACCAUGAGAUCUAGGGGCUGAUACAGGAUGUUGGCACCUGCAGCUUAAUUGCUGCAGAGCAUCUCUGUUGCCCAAAUCAGAAGUCAAUAAACCUCAACUGUAUUUGUGUUUGACUAUACCACAAAUACGGGGAUACAGGUGGCUUAGACUAAAGCCUUGGAGCUGUCUAUGGGAGAGCAUAACCACUGGAGGUAAAUUCCUGCUGUUCUCUGAAGAUGGCUGAGUUGGGAUUGAAGAGGGCAAUGUUUGUCAAUGUAAGAUGUGUUCUGAAAUCUUUAUCCAUUUUUCAGUUUUGAGCUUGUUCGGAAGACAGUCUGAUGUUAGCUAGGGCAUCCAGCUUAAAGAGAGUCCUAGAUUCUGGGCCUUGCUCUCAGGAUCACUUCAGUAAUGAUUGAUGUGAAAUGACCAAGUAUAUUUACUCCAUAACGAUGGAGUGGGUUCACCAGAAAGGGUGGGGAGACCCCCAUGGUGGGAUAGCGUGUGAACUGAUGAUGAAGAGCUUUCAGUUGGAUCUUGUUUUAGUCUUUCUAAAGUAGAUGAAAAUAAAUAAUGUCUCUAAGAGUCUGUCUUAUUCACUCCAGUUUUUGUUGCCUAAAUACUUAAAUGAAAUGGUUGUCACCAAUACAAUAGUUGUUACCCGUAUAAGGUUAUUUUAAUAUUUUGGUUGUAUUUAUACAUAUUUACAUAUAUAAAAAAAAACAUGUUUGUUUACAUUUGAAUGAUCUAAUGCAUUCAUUGAUGCCUUAUUUGAACUGGUAACAAUGACAUCUACACAUCUUUUCCUGCAUUAUUGUAUUUAUGGCACAGGGGAAAACAUUAUUUUUCCAGUGUUGAAUAAUGGGAUUAUUUUGAGCUUCCUAAAGAGAGGGGGGGGAAAAAAAAAAAAAAAAAGUCCCUCUUCAUUAUAAAAAGAAAUAUUUUCUAGAACUGUGUUGAAAAUAGAUCUAGUUCAGAUUCUUUGAUUUCUUCUCUGAGUAGCUAUUAUUUUGUUUUCUGGUGUUCCCUUUAGACUUUCCCCUAAAACAAGAUAUGCUUAAUGUGGUCUGCUCAGCACUUAACCAUACAGGGCUUUUCGAAUACACUUCUUAUCUCAUCUAAUUCAAAAUAUGACUUCAGAGUUGAAAUUUGCUGGCUUUUUGAAAAACAGAGCAAGGUCAGGGAGAAGGGUGGAAAUAAGUUGAAGAUAUGUUCUGAAGAUACUGCAGUCUUCAACUGCUGUGACUCCAACCGUAAUUUAGAGGUUACCGUCCCACAAUCAGAUGCUAAGGUAAAUCAGUUCUCACUUUGUAUUGUCUUCGUCCUGAAUUCAUUUAUAUACAGUAAUUAUUAUUAAAUCUUGAAAUUCUUUCUUUACAUGAGACAGCUCUUCAGAUUCCGAGAGAGGGAACUCGGGUCAUAACCAGAUGUACUGUGCAUUUUUCCAUCAGAAUAAAAUCUGAGGUUUUGGUAUAGCUCUGGGGUUUAGGGGUAGAUGUUGGUGUUUGUUGGGUUUGGGGGUUUUCUUGGGUUUUGUUCUGGGUUUUGUUGGGGUGGUAUUUGUUAUUUGUUUUUACAUACAGCACCAGGCACUUCUUGUGGGAAUCUUGAAGUGCUUAACACUGUUAAACAAAUGUGAACCAGCUCUUGUGUGACAGUUCUUUUUAAGCCAAGGUCGUUUUGUUGUGCGUUUCCUGUGACAGCUUCUCGUUACAAACACUUUGACUCUCCUACAGUGUGCCUGUGGAAGGAAUUAUUUGGCACAAUACGGCAAAAAAGGACUCUUCAAAGUUCAUUUUGAAUUCUAGAGGUAUCCCAUAUUAAGGAACUGGCAUGUAAUCCCCAAAAUGCACAGCUCAGAGAUACCUGUUUCGUUAUUGUCAAAUUGUUUGCAAAUAAAUCUUAUUUUAUACCA